UGCUCAGAGCCGCCGCGCCCGGGACGGUGAGCAGGGCUCACACUCGGGCCCUCCGAGACUGAGUUGCCCGCCGCGGCCCCCGGGAGCCGGGCUCAGCUCCCCGCCGCCUCCGCCGCUCCCCCGCCGCGCCGGGCGCAGCCACCAUGGGGCCCCGGCUCAGCGCCUGCCUUCUGCUGCUGCUCGGCGCCCUUCUGCUCCACGAGGAGCGCAGCAGGGCCGCCGCGAAGGGUGACUGUGGUGGCUCUGGCUGUGGAAAAUGUGACUGUCAUGGCGUGAAGGGACAAAAGGGAGAAAGAGGCUUUCCAGGGUUACAAGGUGUCAUUGGGUUUCCUGGGAUGCAAGGACCCGAGGGGCCACAUGGACCACCAGGACAGAAGGGUGACGCUGGAGAACCUGGACUUCCAGGCACGAAAGGGACAAGGGGACCCCCUGGAGCAGCUGGCUACCCUGGGAAUCCUGGACUUCCUGGUAUUCCUGGCCAAGAUGGCCCUCCAGGUCCCCCAGGUAUCCCAGGAUGCAACGGUACAAAGGGAGAGAGAGGGCCACUCGGUCCUCCCGGCUUGCCUGGAUUCAGCGGAAAUCCUGGACCACCGGGGUUACCAGGAAUGAAGGGAGACCCUGGAGAGAUUCUCGGCCACGUUCCUGGCACACUGUUGAAGGGGGAGAGAGGAUUUCCUGGCAUCCCUGGGGCACCGGGCUCACCAGGAUUGCCGGGACUCCAGGGACCUGUCGGUCCUCCGGGAUUUACUGGGCCACCGGGUCCUCCAGGCCCUCCUGGCCCACCUGGAGAAAAGGGGCAGAUGGGCUCCAGCUUCCAAGGACCAAAGGGUGACAAGGGCGAGCAAGGGGUCAGUGGUCCUCCCGGAGUACCCGGACAGGCACAAGUUAAGGAAAAAGGAGACUUCGCCCCAACAGGAGAAAAGGGUCAGAAAGGUGAACCCGGCUUCCAGGGAAUGCCAGGAGUGGGAGAGAAAGGUGAACCUGGCAAGCAAGGGCCUCGGGGGAAACCUGGAAAAGAUGGUGAGAAAGGAGAGAAGGGGAGUCCGGGCUUUCCUGGUGAUUCUGGGUAUCCAGGACUCCCAGGCCGGCAGGGCCCUCAGGGAGAGAAGGGCGAAGCUGGACUUCCAGGCCCCCCUGGAACUGUGGUGGGCACCAGGCCUUUGGGAGAGAAAGGAGACAGAGGCUACCCAGGAACGCCAGGGAUAAGAGGAGAGCCAGGCCCCAAAGGUUACCCUGGAAUACAAGGCCAGCCAGGCCCUCCAGGCUUCACUAUUCCAGGCCAGCCUGGUGCUCCUGGCUUCCCAGGCGAAAGAGGAUUAAAAGGUGACCAAGGAUUGCCAGGCGUGUCUUUACCAGGACCAAGCGGAAGAGAUGGCGCCCCAGGGCCUCCUGGUCCUCCUGGACCCCCUGGGCAGCCAGGCCACACAAAUGGCAUUGUGGAGUGUCAGCCUGGACCACCUGGGGACCAGGGUCCUCCUGGGACUCCAGGAGCGCCAGGCUUGACAGGAGAAAUGGGAGAGAAAGGUCAGAAAGGAGAGAGCUGCCUUGCGUGUGACACAGAAGGACUUCGAGGCCCUCCUGGGCCACAGGGCCCCCCAGGAGAGAUUGGUUUCCCCGGACAGCCAGGGGCCAAAGGUGACCGAGGUCUGCCCGGCAGGGAUGGUCUUGAAGGAUUGCCGGGUCCGCAAGGUUCACCAGGCCUUAUGGGCCAGCCUGGAGCUAAGGGAGAGCCUGGCGAGAUAUUUUUUGACAUGCGCCUCAAAGGUGACAAAGGAGAUCCAGGUUUUCCAGGACAGCCAGGCAUGCCCGGAAGAGCAGGAACUCCUGGAAGAGAUGGCCACCCAGGGCUCCCUGGACCCAAAGGCUCCCCGGGUUCGGUAGGAUUGAAAGGAGAACGAGGUCCCCCUGGAGGAGUUGGCUUCCCCGGGAGUCGUGGUGACACCGGCCCUCCUGGACCCCCAGGAAUCGGUUCCAUUGGUCCCAUUGGUGAAAAAGGACACGCAGGCUUUCCUGGAAGCCCAGGGUCCCCAGGCCUUCCAGGUCCAAAGGGUGAAGCAGGAAAGGUUGUCCCACUCCCUGGCCCCCCUGGAGCUGCAGGACUUCCAGGAUCCCCUGGGUUCCCAGGGCCACAAGGUGACCGAGGUCUCCCAGGAAUCCCAGGACGGCCAGGCAUCCCGGGAGAGAAGGGUGCCGUGGGCCAGCCAGGGAUUGGAUUUCCCGGGCUUCCUGGCCCCAAAGGUGUGGAUGGCUUGCCUGGAGAGAGAGGCCUACCCGGCAGUCCAGGUCGUCCUGGAUUCAAUGGCUUACCUGGAAACCCAGGACCACAAGGCCAAAAGGGAGAACCUGGCAUUGGGCUACCAGGACUCAAGGGGCAGCCAGGCCUUCCGGGCAUUCCUGGUACGCCAGGAGAGAAGGGCAACAUCGGGGGACCAGGCUUCCCUGGAGAACAGGGCUUAAUCGGCCCUCCUGGACUGCAGGGGAUCAGAGGUGACCCAGGACCUCCUGGUGUUCAAGGCCCUGCAGGUCCACCAGGGGUUCCAGGAGUAGGACCACCUGGAGCCAUGGGCCCUCCCGGAGGACAAGGACCACCAGGGUCAUCAGGUCCACCUGGAGUCAAAGGAGAGAAGGGCUUCCCUGGAUUCCCAGGCCUGGAUAUGCCUGGCCCCAAAGGAGAUAAAGGUUCUCAAGGACUUCCUGGCCUUACAGGGCAGUCAGGGCUUCCUGGCCUUCCUGGACAGCAGGGGGCUCCUGGACUUCCAGGGUUCCCAGGUUCUAAAGGAGAAAUGGGCGUCAUGGGAACUCCAGGACAACCAGGCUCCCCAGGACCAGCUGGCACCCCAGGGUUACCUGGAGAAAAAGGGGACCAUGGCCUUCCAGGCUCCUCAGGACCUAGGGGUGACCCUGGCUUCAAAGGUGACAAAGGGGACGUUGGGCUUCCCGGCAUGCCAGGAUCGAUGGAUCAUGUGGACAUGGGCAGCAUGAAGGGACAGAAAGGAGACCAAGGAGAAAAAGGACAAAUCGGACCCACUGGUGAUAAAGGUUCCCGAGGAGAUCCUGGAACCCCUGGAGUUCCUGGGAAGGAUGGGCAGGCAGGACAACCUGGACAGCCAGGACCUAAAGGUGACCCAGGUCUUAGUGGAACACCAGGAGCCCCUGGACUCCCUGGACCCAAAGGAUCGGUUGGAGGAAUGGGCUUGCCAGGUUUACCUGGAGAAAAAGGCGUCCCCGGCAUCCCUGGCUCGCAGGGUGUCCCCGGCUUACCUGGAGAGAAAGGAGCAAAAGGAGAGAAGGGGCAGUCAGGUCUGCCUGGCGUUGGGAUUCCUGGGCGGCCAGGCGACAAGGGAGACCAGGGGCUCACUGGUUUCCCGGGCAGCCCUGGUGAGAAGGGAGAAAAAGGCAGUGCCGGAACCCCGGGGAUGCCAGGGUCCCCAGGCCCCAGAGGUUCUCCAGGGAGCAUCGGCCAUCCAGGAAGCCCGGGCCUACCUGGAGAGAAGGGAGACAAAGGCCUGCCAGGGCUGGAUGGCAUUCCUGGUGUCAAAGGAGAAGCGGGUCUCCCUGGCACUCCUGGCCCUGUAGGCCCAGCCGGCCAGAAGGGAGAGCCUGGCAGUGAUGGAAUCCCAGGGUCGGCAGGAGAGAAGGGUGAACCAGGACUGCCAGGAAGAGGCUUCCCCGGCUUCCCAGGCACCAAAGGAGACAAAGGUUCCAAGGGGGAAGUGGGCUUCCCUGGCUCAGCUGGAAGUCCUGGAAUUCCUGGAGCAAAAGGCGAGCAAGGAUUCAUGGGUCCUCCGGGCCCUCAAGGACAACCAGGCUUACCUGGCACUCCUGGUCAUCCUGUGGAGGGGCCCAAAGGAGACCGAGGACCUCAGGGUCAACCUGGCCUGCCAGGGCAUCCGGGACCUAUGGGGCCUCCAGGCUUCCCAGGAAUCGAUGGGUCAAAAGGCGAGAAGGGAAAUCCAGGUUGGCCAGGAUCUCCUGGGAUUCCAGGCCCUAAGGGAGACCCCGGAUUCCAAGGCAUGCCGGGCAUUGGUGGCUCUCCAGGGAUCACAGGUUCAAAGGGAGAUAUGGGACCGCCCGGAGUUCCAGGAUUCCAAGGUCAGAAAGGUCUUCCCGGGCUGCAGGGGAUAAAAGGAGAUCAGGGAGAUCAAGGCAUACCCGGCCCUAAAGGCCUUCAGGGUCCUCCUGGGCCCCCAGGUCCCUACGAUGUCAUCAAAGGAGAACCAGGGCUCCCUGGUCCUGAGGGUCCUCCUGGUCUGAAAGGACUCCAGGGACCACCGGGUCCAAAAGGACAGCAAGGUGUGACAGGCUCAGUAGGCUUGCCUGGACCUCCAGGUGUUCCCGGGUUCGAUGGUGCCCCUGGCCAGAAAGGAGAGACUGGACCCUUUGGACCACCUGGUCCGAGAGGGUUUCCUGGUCCACCAGGCCCUGAUGGGCUGCCGGGAUCUAUGGGUCCCCCGGGUACCCCGUCUGUGGACCAUGGCUUCCUUGUGACCAGGCAUAGUCAGACAACAGACGACCCCCUGUGUCCUCCAGGGACCAAAAUUCUUUACCAUGGCUACUCUCUGCUCUAUGUGCAAGGCAACGAGCGGGCCCACGGGCAGGACUUGGGCACGGCUGGCAGCUGUCUGCGCAAGUUCAGCACGAUGCCCUUCCUCUUCUGCAACAUCAACAACGUGUGCAACUUCGCCUCCAGGAACGACUACUCGUACUGGCUGUCCACGCCGGAGCCCAUGCCCAUGUCCAUGGCGCCCAUCUCUGGGGACAACAUCCGGCCCUUCAUUAGCAGGUGUGCGGUUUGUGAGGCCCCCGCCAUGGUGAUGGCAGUACACAGUCAGACCAUCCAGAUCCCGCCCUGCCCCAACGGUUGGUCCUCGCUGUGGAUUGGCUAUUCCUUCGUCAUGCACACCAGCGCUGGUGCCGAGGGUUCUGGCCAGGCCCUUGCAUCCCCCGGGUCCUGUCUGGAAGAGUUUAGAAGUGCUCCCUUCAUCGAGUGCCACGGCCGCGGGACGUGCAAUUACUACGCGAACGCUUACAGCUUUUGGCUCGCCACCAUAGAGAGAAGCGAGAUGUUCAAGAAGCCUACGCCGUCCACCUUGAAGGCCGGGGAGCUGCGCACGCACGUCAGCCGUUGCCAAGUGUGCAUGAGAAGAACAUAACGCCGCCCGCCGCAGCCGCCGUCACAACAUGGUGCUACUCCCUCCUCGUCCUCUCCCCUCCCUCCUGUUUUAUUUUUAACAGCAAUGAACCCUAGAAUUAUAUCCUAUGUACCUCACUGUCCACUAUGAAAACCAUGAAGUGCCUUAGGGAUUCGCGUAACUAACACACCCGCUUCGUUGGCCUCUGUUUGCUGAAGGAGAAGGGCAGACAGCGGCGAGCUUUCCAUAGUGACACAUACCAGAUGGCACUUGUGAUCAAAUAAAAGAUGAAUUGCCUUUUGCAAUCCAGUGCGCUGAUGUGUGAGGCGAGAACUCCAUAGGAGACCCAAAGGUGCUAGGGGUGUGCGGUGCUUGCAGACAGCCCACAGCCGUUUCAUCCUGUCACCCCAGAUGUGCGUGUCUGUCUAGUGUUCCAGAUCAGGUCCCUCGAUGGGCUGUGCAAAUAGCAGUCAAGGAAACUGGUUUCUUCAACCCUCUACACGGAAUUCCAUCUUUUCCGCCCCAAACACAAACUUACACCCUGUGUGGUACUACGCAGCUGCUUUUGUGGAAGUCAUGGCUUUCCUGUGGAAUAAAGAUGGUCCAAAGGUAGACAGAAAGUAAAUAAAUAUAUAUAUAUUAGUAAUUUAUAUAGAUGUCAGCAAUUAGGCAGGUCGAGUUCUAGCGUAGAGCCCGUUGUUAAAUAAAGCGUACUCCGUGCUUCCCUCUCCCGAAGACCAUGUUCCCCUUUCACAGGGUUUCCAACACCAGGCCACCAAAUGUGAGACACCAGCUCUUCCUCAUUUACCCCCAAACCAAAGAAGGGGUACUGCUGACGCCAAAGCCACUCAGAAACACAGUGUCUGUGAUAACGAGCCCUGCGCUGGGUGCUUUGGCUUUCACUCUCUGCGAAGUAUCUUCAGGGUUCGACACUAACCACAGACUGAAUGACUUACUUCCCAGAUGACAGCCGAGGCCUGUGUCAGCACCCUCAGCCUGCUGCCUGGCAGCCUUUCACACCCGAGCACACACAGGCCAGUGGCCCACUUCUCAUGAGCUGUGCCACAGCUCCUGCAGGGCGUGCCCAGGUGGCAGGAGGGUAGACGCAGACCACUAGAAGUCCCCCAAAAACGGUUUUUAAGACUACUAAGGCCUUCUGUGUAAUUUCUUUAAAUGUGUAUUUCUUAAGAAUUCAAAUUUGUAAUAAAACUAUUUGUAUAAAAAUGAAGCUUUUAUGGAUUUGUUGCUAGAACUGCCACUGAAACAUUAAAGAAGUUUCCACACAUGCCGCUAAUAAACCUGUAAGCUUUGCUGCAUACCUUA
Messenger RNA from Meriones unguiculatus (Mongolian gerbil), 6455 nucleotides. It is a transcript of the gene Col4a1, whose product is annotated as collagen type IV alpha 1 chain. The transcript is spliced from 52 exons. Bases 144 to 5153 code for a protein of 1669 amino acids. Gene Ontology annotation, cellular component: collagen trimer. Gene Ontology annotation, molecular function: extracellular matrix structural constituent. NCBI's taxonomy places the organism in Eukaryota, Metazoa, Chordata, Mammalia, Rodentia, Muridae. The record is from RefSeq and is a predicted model, not a curated record.